This is a messenger RNA of Acanthaster planci (crown-of-thorns starfish), 1794 nucleotides long. RefSeq lists its product as uncharacterized. Gene Ontology annotation, cellular component: nucleus; mitochondrial inner membrane. Gene Ontology annotation, biological process: apoptotic DNA fragmentation. The record is from RefSeq and is a predicted model, not a curated record. Gene Ontology annotation, molecular function: RNA endonuclease activity; metal ion binding; nucleic acid binding. Lineage: Eukaryota; Metazoa; Echinodermata; Asteroidea; Valvatida; Acanthasteridae.
AAGGUUUGUCAACUUGAAAGGUUUGCAUGGUCAGAAUUACAUCGGAUACAAGGCGCAAUCUCUCUACAGUGUUAGUAUCCUCAGUGCAAGUUUCUCCUAGUUUCCUGGAGUUUAUGAUUGCUGGUUCAAGGUCAUAACUGCAGAGCAAAAUGGCCAAGGAAAUGUUCAGUUUCAAGAGCGGUUUUUCUGUUGGUUUUGUCGUAUCCUUGGUAUUGAGUUUCGUGUAUUGGGGAGUUCUGGUGGCUGAUCAAAAACACCCCGUAGUUGUUCCCGUAGAGGUGUACAGGUACAUCGCGCCAAAGGUUGCAGACAAGAAAUAUCAAUCUACAUCGCCAAUCCUGAAAUACGGGGUACCAGAUAGAGGUCCCGAGACCCUCAACUAUCAAAACCACGCGGUCGGAUACGACCGGGCCAAGAAAAUCCCACAGUGGGUUGCCGAAUAUAUAACAAAGGACAACAUAAAAGGUGAUGCCGACAGGACUAAGUGUAGCUUCAAACCAGACAGAGACAGGGUAGACGAUAUGUUCUCAUCUACCCUCGAUGACUACAGCAAAAGCGGUUACGACAGGGGUCACAUGUCUCCGGCAGCCAAUCACAAAUACAGCCAGGACGCCAUGUGCGAGUCAUUCUUUCUCACCAACGUCGUACCUCAGAGCAGCCAGCAUAAUCGGUACUAUUGGCGUGAUUUCGAGGGGUAUUGCCGGGAAUUGGCCGAGAAGUAUGAGGAGGUCCGGGUGAUUACUGGCCCGCUAUUCCUGCCCGAAACGUCUGAGGGCGACACACAGAGUAGUCGGUUUGUCAAAUAUGAGGUAAUUGGUGAAAGCAACGUGUCUGUGCCGACUCAUUUCUUCAAGGUCAUCAUCAUCGAAAAUGCAACCGAAUCCAACACAACUCUCUUCGCUGCAGCGUUUCUACUUCCAAACGAGAAAAUUGACUCCGACACGCCUCUGAUCACUUUCAAGGUGCCGCUGGUGGAAUUGGAAGCAGUGGCUGGUCUUCAUUUCUUUCCUAAUCUUGCCAACGCACCAGUGGGGGAUUUCUGCUCCUUCGACGACUGCAAGCUGAGGGCAGAGAGGGAGGCAGUUUCAACGAUGAGCCGGUUCUCGACUGGCACCUUGUUGAUCAUCGUCUUGUUCGUCUGGAUUUAUUUUAUGUACAAAUGGAGGGAACAUGCAGAAAAAGCCGCGAAGAACUUGAAGUAACAGGAAACAGCAAAAUCAUUUACUGCGAGUACUGAACACAUAUAAAUGACAUCGUCUUUUUGCUUGAACCUUUCGCUGAAGGACUGCUAUUAUCAAUUGAAUAAAAGCUCAAUAGAUAGGGUGCUAGAAGAUAUUUCAAUUUGGUGUCAUUCCGUGAAUCGUAGACAGAAACACCCCCCUUGAAAAGAGAUCGGUGAGAGUGUUCGUUACCUUGGUAGCAAUGCAACUGACCGUAAGGCGUGCGUUUCAUAACGAUCGUUCGUAAACCAGUGAAGUGCAGUGCCCACCAGGAGCCUCCUCUGCUUGGAAAAUUGCUCCCUCUCUUGGACCCGUUCGGGGCUCAUUAGAGCAUGGAGCAAGGAAAAGAUAAUCAGAGACACCGUGUACCAAUCCAGACUACGAUUAACUUGCAUUAUAAAACAAGCCAUGAGUUGGUUCAGUCAACGUUUCAGCCUAAGCUUAUAUUUGAGAAACCUUUAGUGGCAUAAGUACGUAGGCCUAAAGAUUAGUCAUGUGUGGAGCACGCACUAAUUUCGUUUUGAAAAGGUCACUGAUGAUUACGUGUGAAUAAAGUUUGUUCUCUGACCAUGAC